AUGAAAGCCGCUCAAAUUGCCUUCUGGGAAAUCAACCUAGCUCGCUGUGAAGGAUACUUUAAAAGACGAGUUGACAAGACGUUUACUUUGGAUACCCAGAAGUUACAACGCAGGUACCUGCACCUUCAACGCUCUCUUCACCCUGACAACUUCAGUCAGAAAACUCAGAAAGAACAGGAGUAUUCGGAAACCCAUUCAGCGCUGGUGAACAAGGCCUACAGGACUCUGCUAAAGCCUUUGAGCCGUGGUCUUUAUAUGCUGGAGCUCGGGGGGGUCCCUGUGGAGGAAGGGACUGACAUUGGGGCCGAUCAACAGCUUCUCCUGGAAAUAUUGGAGAUCAAUGAAAGGUUGCAAGAGACGCAAAUCAAGGAGGAGACUGACAGCAUUGGGGUUUUCAUUGAAGGUCGACUGCAGGACCUCACGGAGAAAAUAGAUGUAUCCUUCCAUCAAGGGGAUAUUCAGUCAGCGAAAGUGCUGAUUGCUCAAAUGAAGUACUUUGCGAAUAUUCAGGAGAAGGUGAAGGAGAAGCUGUCGGCCAUGUUGGUCUGAGGGUCUGCUCCGGUGCCUCCUGCCAAGCUAUCCCUGUUCACAAACCCUCACACUUUUCAUGUACAUUUUUAGACAGUAUAUAUUUAAUGAUCCAUGUUUUCACAACCAGUGCAAUAACUUAUUUAACUUAAAGCAAAGAAAACAAUGUGACCUUCAGAAUGAAACACUGGAUUUUUAAAGUCCUGCGUUGUUAAAAUUCUUUAUUAAAUGACAAUUCAACAAGA
Molecule: messenger RNA, 773 nt
Organism: Anguilla rostrata (American eel)
Lineage: Eukaryota; Metazoa; Chordata; Actinopteri; Anguilliformes; Anguillidae
Gene: hscb
Product: HscB mitochondrial iron-sulfur cluster cochaperone
Exons: 7
Coding region: 1-549 (182 amino acids)
Biological process (GO): protein complex oligomerization; [2Fe-2S] cluster assembly
Cellular component (GO): mitochondrion
Molecular function (GO): ATPase activator activity; protein-folding chaperone binding
Source: RefSeq, a predicted model, not a curated record